AUGGCAGCAAUCCUUCCCAUAGAGAUCCUUAUUUCCGUCCUCAAUGGACUCGAGGAAUCCAAAGGCUGCCUAGAGCUUCUCCAAGUCUGUCAACAUUGGAACACAGCGCUCUUUGCGCAGGUCGGAAGCGCUCCAGAAGAACUCCCGACUAAAGUCUCGUAUACGAGCUCCGUAACCCAGACUGCUACCGUGAAUUUCUUUGACGAGCCCAAGUUCUACAAUCGUACCCUGUUCCACGAGUUCCUGGAAUCCUUCAAAGACGACAAUGACGAGGAACUGACAAGUUGUGAAGAGAAGCUAGACAAACGAGAUUUCUACUCUUAG
Messenger RNA from Penicillium atrosanguineum, 324 nucleotides. RefSeq lists its product as uncharacterized. The transcript is spliced from 2 exons. The record is from RefSeq and is a predicted model, not a curated record. Lineage: Eukaryota; Fungi; Ascomycota; Eurotiomycetes; Eurotiales; Aspergillaceae. The coding region runs from base 1 to 324 and encodes 107 amino acids.